Molecule: messenger RNA, 2742 nt
Organism: Indicator indicator
Lineage: Eukaryota; Metazoa; Chordata; Aves; Piciformes; Indicatoridae
Gene: RHOT2
Product: ras homolog family member T2
Exons: 19
Coding region: 1-1866 (621 amino acids)
Biological process (GO): establishment or maintenance of cell polarity; mitochondrion organization; regulation of actin cytoskeleton organization
Cellular component (GO): cytoplasmic vesicle; plasma membrane; mitochondrial outer membrane
Molecular function (GO): GTPase activity; GTP binding; protein kinase binding
Source: RefSeq, a predicted model, not a curated record
AUGAAGCGGGACGUGCGCAUCCUCCUGCUGGGGGAGGCCCAGGUGGGGAAGACCUCUCUGAUCAUGGCUCUGGUGGGCGAGGAGUUCCCCGAAGAGGUCCCUCCUCGUGCAGAGGAGAUCACCAUCCCAGCUGAUGUCACCCCUGAGAAUGUCCCCACACACAUAGUAGACUACUCAGAGUCGGAACAGACGGAGGCUGAGCUGCAGGAGGAGAUCUCCAAGGCCAACGUGGUGUGCAUGGUGUAUGAUGUCACCAAGGAGGCCACCAUCGAGAAGAUCCGCAGCAAGUGGAUCCCCAUGGUCAACGGGGGAGCUGAAAAGGGCUCCAGGAUCCCUAUUAUUUUGGUGGGCAACAAGUCUGACCUGCAGGUGGGGAGCUCUAUGGAUGUCAUCCUGCCCAUCAUGAAUCAGUUCUCAGAGAUUGAGACCUGUGUGGAGUGCUCUGCCAAGAACCUCAAGAACAUCUCUGAGCUCUUCUACUAUGCCCAGAAAGCUGUGCUGCACCCCACAGCCCCUCUCUACGACCCAGAGGAGAAGCAGCUGAAGCCUGCCUGUGCACGAGCCCUGACACGGAUUUUCAACCUCUCAGACCAGGAUAACAACCAGGUCCUCAGUGAUGAGGAACUCAACUACUUCCAGGUAGGGCUGCAGAAGUCCUGCUUUGGAAACCCUCUGGCUGCCCAGGCCCUGGAGGAUGUGAAGAUGGUUGUGUGGAAGAACACCACGGAUGGGGUGCAGGACAACGGCCUGACGCUGACCGGGUUCCUCUUCCUCAACACCCUCUUCAUCCAGCGGGGCAGGCACGAGACCACCUGGACCAUCCUGCGCCGCUUCGGCUAUGACGAUGAGCUGGAGCUGACGGAUGACUACCUGCACCCACAGUUCCGGCUGCCCCCCGGCUGCUCCACGGAGCUCAACCACCUGGGCUACCAGUUCCUGCAGCGCCUCUUCGAGAAGCACGACAAGGACCAGGACGGAGCCCUGUCCCCGGCGGAGCUGCAGAGCUUCUUCAGCGUCUUCCCCUGCGUGCCCUGGGGCCCCGAGCUCUCCCACACGGUAUGCACCACUGACACAGGGCUGCUUUCCCUGCAUGGAUUCCUCUGCCAGUGGACGCUGCUGGCUUACCUGGACGUGCGGCGCUGCCUGGAGUGCUUGGGCUACCUGGGCUACCCCUUCCUGGCCGAGCAGGACUCGCAGGCACAGGCCCUGACCGUGACGCGGGAGAAGAGGAUUGACCUGGAGAAAGGACAGACCCAGCGCAGCGUCUUCCUCUGCAAGGUGCUCGGUGCCAGGGGCGCUGGCAAGUCCUGCUUCCUGCAGGCCUUCCUGGGCAGGAGCCUGCUGGUGAGUGAGACCCCAGGGGAGCCUUCCCUCUAUGUGAUUAACACAGUGCAGGUCAAUGGGCAGGAGAAAUACCUCAUACUGUGUGAGGUCAGUGCUGACACCACCUUCACCAAGCCGUCAGACACAGCCUGCGAUGUCGUCUGCUUCCUCUACGACCUGAGCGACCCCAGGUCCUUCAGCUACUGUGCCACUGUUUACAAGCAGCACUUCGUGGACAGCCAGAUCCCCUGCGUCUUCGUGGCCUCCAAGACAGACCUGCCAGAAGCCAGCCAGCAGCCCACGCCCUCCCCAGCUGAGUUCUGCUACAAGCACUGCCUCCCACCACCCUUCCCCUUCUCCUGCCACAGCCAGGGCCCACCCAGCACCACCAUCUACACCAAACUGGCCACUGCUGCCACCUUCCCCCACCUGACCGCGGUGGAGCUGGGAGCUGCCUCCUUCUGGCUGCGGGUGGCGCUGGGGACAGCAGUGACAGCCCUGGUAGGCUUCACACUCUACCGUGUGCUGGCCAGGAACAAGUGAGGGCCACUCUGCAGCCUGUCCUCCCCUGACACCAGCCCCCCACAGUCACACCCCGCUGAGGAGCGACCCUGCCUCCAGCUACUCUGCCGGGCAAAUCCUCCUCAUUCUCCUCCCAGCUUGGAUUGCAGGACCAGUGGAAUCAGACUGCCCAGCACCAGCAGGACAGAGCCCCCCAGCCUGGCUCCGUGGCCUCCUCACCUCGGGAGCUCCUGACCAGCUCUGGGAGGUCCUGCCCAGCCCUGGGGGGUCCUGCCCAGCCCUGGAAGCUCCUGGCCAGCUCUGGAGGCUCCUGGCCAGCCCUGGAAGCUGCUGGGCAGCCCUGGAGCUGUGCCUGAACCUCAUAUUUUAUUCUGUUCAUUUUUUAAUGGUUGUUCUGAAGCUCCCACAUGAGUGGUUGGGUGUCUGUGGGGCUGGCACUGCCCUUCCCCUCAGGGCUGUGCUGGUGCCCUCGAUUCUUGGCAGGAACUGUGGGGGAGGGGUGAGCACCACUCCCAGAGCCCCCUGGGGGCUUCCAGCAGCUGCAGAGCUUUCAAACUGUGAUCCCAGCCUCUGUGCCAGCACUGGAAAAGGCUCACACCCCCCAGCUCCUGUGGUUUGGGGUCACUCCUGUCCCCUCUUACUGGGAUACUGUGGCUGCAGCCCCCACCCCCAGGCUGUGAGGGGAGGGGGUGAUGCCCAGCACCCCAAUCCCAGACUGUGAGGGGAGGGGAUGAUGCCCAGCACCCCAAUCCCAGGCUGUGAGAGGAGGGGGUGAUGCCCAGCACCCCACCCCCAGGCUGUGAGGGGAGGGGGUGAUGCCCAGCACCCCAAUCCCAGGCUGUGAGAGGAGGGGGUGAUGCCCAGCACCCCACCCCCAGGCUGUGAGGGGAGGGGGUG